Messenger RNA from Porites lobata, 394 nucleotides. The record is from the annotation of a GenBank genome assembly. NCBI's taxonomy places the organism in Eukaryota, Metazoa, Cnidaria, Anthozoa, Scleractinia, Poritidae.
ACUUCUUGGUGGACCGUGUACUGGCGCCUUGCUUCCUUGUGGAAUUCUUCAGAAAACUUUUUUUUGACACAGCUAAGAAAGUGACAUUUUCAACAAAAAUGAUUCAUACACUCGGUUGAAAAAUGAUGUUGUACUGGAGGAAAUUGGCGAAGAAAGUGACCAGGAAGAAGCGACAGAUACCGGCGAGAAAAGUGAUACAGAUCAAGAUUACGACGAGAGUGACAACGAAAGCGACGUUGGCAAUGAUUAUGAGGACGAUGAAGACAGUGAUAAGGACAAUUAUGACAACAAUGAUGUCGGCGACAAUGAGGGUCUACAAAUCAGUGACAUCUUGUGUACUACCAAAUCUGGUAGAACAUGCAGGACAUGGAAAGCAAGAUAUCUCUAUUACUGA